AUGAAUUAAGAAAGUCUUACAAAUUUCUUAAAACAAAAACCUUAAAGCCUUCUUUAAUAGAAUAAUCAAAUAGGAUCAUAUCGCCCUAAGAGUUAAUAAAAAUAUUGUAAUCAACAAUAAACUUUAUUACGUCCUCCAUCAUCAUAAAUCUAGAGUAUUAAUGGAGCUGUAAAACGCAAGUAAUUUAUUCACAAAAAGAACAAUCUGAUGUUGAAUAGAUAAUCUCAAACUCAAUUACAAUAUUAAUAAAAUGAAGAUCAUAAUUGUUAUGAAAUCACUCCUUAGCUAUUAUCAGAAAUAAGUAUGGAUGAUCCAAUUUGGAAAAGGAUUCUUCCUGAAAAUCUGAAAUUAGAUGAAAAUUAACUCAUUUAAUUACUAGAUGAAAAUACAGAUUAUUUUUAUCAUAACUUAAAAUUGUGUGCCUGUUUUAAAUGUACUUGUGGAAGAUGUAAAUGUGAUGUUACAACUUAAGUCAAACUGAAACUUAAUGGAAUUUUCUUAACAAAUUAUGAUAAAGAUUUUGUAAUCAAUCACAAAUCAAAAAAAAGUGUAACAAAUCCACUCAAUUAAAAAACAUACGAUACCAAAUUUAUGGAUCAAAAAUCUAUAAAUUUAAAAUCACUCUAUUAAUAAGAUUUUCAAUAAUAACCUCUUGAAUUGUAACCAAAUCUAAAAAAACAUUCUAGCCAAUAAAUUGGUUCGGUAUCUAAUCUAACAAGUUACAGAGUAUUUUUCUAUUGAUAAUAUAGUCUAAUUAUAAUGAUUGGGGUACUAAUUAUCAUAAAUUUAUACCCUACCCUCACAUAAGCACAAGUCCUGACAUCAAAUUUAUUGGUUCAUCCUAAUAUAAAGACUCAUAUAUAUCUCCUAAUAGAUGGAACAUUAAUAAUGCACAUUAUUUUAAGACUUGUUUGUAAGUAAUCUUUAAUUAUGAUAGAACACCGAUACCAACUGGAUAAUUUGAAGGAUAAACUACUCAUAAAACUAGUUUCAUUCCAUAUUCAACAUCUCAUAAAUCAUAGAUUGAUCGAUAAAAUGUAUAUAAUAUUUUAAUAAUUAUAGGUUUAUGAAAAGAUACCUACUUUUGAAGGGUAAUUUAUAUCAACAGAAAUGAAUGAUUAUAUUAAAAAGGAUGAUUAGAAUUGUCCAGCUAAAUAAUUUUAAAAGAUAUUUCGUAAAUAAAUGGCAGAUAAACUACUAAAAAAGUAAUAAUAAUUCCUCAAAAAUUAAAUAUAAUAAAAUAAUUGA
This is a messenger RNA of Paramecium pentaurelia, 1248 nucleotides long. The record is from the annotation of a GenBank genome assembly. NCBI's taxonomy places the organism in Eukaryota, Ciliophora, Oligohymenophorea, Peniculida, Parameciidae.